This is a messenger RNA of Pseudomyrmex gracilis, 2619 nucleotides long. Its product is annotated as Bardet-Biedl syndrome 2 protein homolog. Gene Ontology annotation, biological process: non-motile cilium assembly. Lineage: Eukaryota; Metazoa; Arthropoda; Insecta; Hymenoptera; Formicidae. The transcript has 11 exons. Bases 17 to 2107 code for a protein of 696 amino acids. Gene Ontology annotation, cellular component: neuron projection; ciliary basal body; BBSome. The record is from RefSeq and is a predicted model, not a curated record.
AAUACCCCGCUCGAGAAUGACGGAGUUUUCCUUGAAUAUUCAAAAGCACAUAAAGACGGGUCUUGUUGUGAGCGGGAAAUUCGACGGGUCUCACGCGUGUCUCGCGGCUGCCACACCGGGUGGAACAAUUCUGGUGCACAGUCCGCACAGACAGCCGCAGAUCGAUUUCUCCGAUCACAAACAAUCCAGCAAACGGCUGUUGUGGAGCGGAGAACUUGCGGAACUUCAAAUUGGUACGGAGGUUAAAUCAUUAUGCACUGGUCGCCUUGGAGAAGACGAGAGAGAUACACUUCUGAUCGGUACUAUCUCUCACGUACUCGCUUAUCAUGUCGAGGACAACGCCGAUGUCUUUUACAAAGAGAUGUCGGAUAGUGCGAACUGUAUGAUCGUUGCGAAAGUUGGUUGGCUACCGAAUCAGGUGGUGAUAGUGGGUGGCAACAGCUCGGUAACAAUUUUGGACCCGCAAGGUGCAGAAAUAUUUUGGAUGGUGAUGGGAGGUAUCGUCACUUCUCUGGCGGUGCUCGAUUUCGACGGAGACGGAGAAAAUGAGUUACUGGUUGGCACAACGGACUUUGAAAUCAGAGUGCAAAAACAAGACGCUAUGCUAUGGGAAACCAAAGAAACAGCGGCGAUAGUCGCUCUCAUUGAUCUGUCCAACAGACAGUUCGCUUACGCCGUCGAAAAUGGAACGAUCGGUGUUUACGAGGCGGGACAGAGACUCUGGCGAGUUAAAUCGAAGCACAAGGUGGCGUCUAUAGAAAUUUUCGACAUCAACGGCGACGGUGUGUCGGAGCUGAUUACCGGUUGGAGCAACGGAAAGGUGGACGCAAGGAUACAAAACACCGGCGAGGUCAUGUUCAAGAUUCAGUUGUCUUCUGGCGUAGCGGGAAUAGUAGAAGCUGACUAUCGGAGGACAGGCAAGCCUGACUUAGUGGUGGUUUCCGUCCACGGCGAAGUUCGUGGAUAUAGUUCCGGUUCCGCGAUGCAAGCUCCGGAGCCUGGAGAGAUGAUGCGCGAAUUGCUAGCUAAGAAGCAGGCGCUUCAAAUAGAACUGCGUCAAAGAGCCGCGACAGGAUCCAGCAUGUAUUACGGAUCGAGAUUGGCCAUCAGUUUGUUAACGAAGAGAGGCGCGGCUCGCGUCGCACUUGCUGCCGGACCCGGAUUUUUGGUGUACUGCGCCAUAGUUUUCGCCGAGGGUGUUUUUGAAGGCGAGACCCUGGUUACGCAUCCCAGUCAUCCGCAGGGAGAAUUAGAGAUCGCGCUUUAUCCGGCCAAGAACGAUCCCGUGGAUAUACACGUGAAAGUCUACGUGGGGCCUCCCAACACCGAUUUGUUGCAGGUGUUCGAAAUAACGCGGCAGCUGCCGAGAUUCUGUAUGUACGAGCUCGUACCUAAGCCGCAGCAAAUUCCCGAGGAAUUGUCAAGCAAAGGUGUUGUAGCGGAUGUCGCGGAGAGGCCGCAGCGCAUAGCGAUUUGGUUGAACCAAAGUCUGAUUCUGGGGGAAGAAUUAGAGGUCGCGGAAAACGGACCAGACGCCGGAAACAUCGAGGUGUGGCUUCGCGGGAUGCGGGACAACAAGUUGCACUGCUUCAAAUCAAACGCCGCUGGAAAACUCACAAUCCAGACGGACGAUUCGACGCUCGCCGGCGAUAUCAUUCAGUCGCUCGCUAUGUAUCUGGGCGUCAGAGAGCUGACCUCGGAAGCUGUAUUUCCGGAGGAAGAGAACAGAAUGCUGGAAGCGUUGGAACGUGUGAAGGGUUUGAAGGAAGUUGAUGCGCGACUCCAGGCUGAGGCGGCGGGCAGCGCGACUCUCCUGAAGAACGUCGUGAUCCGCUUGGAGGACGCCAGAAUCCUCGGGAACAUCGAGGACAUGCGAAAACGACUGAUGCAAUUGAAGACCAUCAACGGCGAUCUGAUCCGGGAACACGAGAUUCGCGUCAACAGUCAUCGGGAACUCGCGGCCUGUCUGAAGGAACUGAACAUUGGCGUGCAGCGCGCAGCGAGACUCAGAGUCGGAAAAGCCGCGUCUAACGCGGUGGCUCGUUGCAGAGCGGCUAUACAGGACGAAAAUUCUAAAGCUCUUGCGCUCGCAAUCAGACACGGCUAAUAUCUUAUUUUUUAACACGUUGAUCGCUCAACAUAUGAUUGAGUAUGGUGACAACGGUUUAAUUGUUUUUCAUUUAUUUCUCCAAUAAAGUUGGAGCUGUUUAUUAUUAACAAAUGCUCGACAAUGAAGCCUCUGAAUUCUCUCGUUACUUUGCCUCUUAUUCGGAAACCAGUAAUUUUUAUAGCAGACAACUGUACAGAGUGAAUAAGCACUUGUGUACAAGUUUUGUAUAUUGUUACUAUCAAAUAUCUUUGUUUUUUACUCUUUGUUAAAUACUCUUGCAAAUUAUUUGUAAAAUCCCGCUAAUUAGGUGAAUGAAAUCGCCACCCAUAUUGGCAGGUGACGGACUCCGCUAACUUACCCGUAACCUACGUAAGUGAAUGACGCGGCAAUUAACGUGUUUAAGAGAUUAUCGUGCGCGUUAGAGAAAUACUCGUCGGAGAAUCUUUGUGUCCACAUUUUUACUAUCCUCUUAUAUUUUUGUGUUAUCUCUAUUAUUCACCUCGGUGCAA